Molecule: messenger RNA, 3579 nt
Organism: Rotaria socialis
Lineage: Eukaryota; Metazoa; Rotifera; Eurotatoria; Philodinida; Philodinidae
Source: the annotation of a GenBank genome assembly
AUGGCUAAAAAGAAGAAAGCUACUAAUGAUACAAAUGACAUUUCAUCUGCAACAGCAGCUCUAGAAUUUGGAAUUUCAUUCGAUGAAUUAGAAAAGUUAAUGCAAACACGAGGCCAUGAAGGUGUUUUGACACUUAAUGAAACCUAUGGUGGUCUUAGUGGUCUAGGGCAAAAACUGAAAACAAAUUUAAUUACCGGUUUAUCCGAAGAUGAAUCUGAUAUAUCCUUACGUUUAGCUGCAUUUGGUCGUAACGAAAUUCCACCUAAACCUCCGAAAACAUUUUUUCGUCUUAUGAUCGAUGCUCUUCAAGAUAUUACACUAGUUAUUCUUAUCAUCUGUGCUAUUAUUUCAUUUGGUCUAUCCUUUUAUCAUCCAUCGGAUGAAACAUUUCAAGCUGAAUUAAAACCAAAAGAAGCAAAUGUUGAAUGGAUUGAAGGUGCAGCAAUUAUUGUUGCUGUCAUUGUUGUCGUUCUUGUAACAGCAUUUAAUGAUUGGACAAAAGAACGUCAAUUUCGUGGUCUUCAAUCAAAAAUUGAAAGUGAUCAAAAAUUUAAUGUUGUUAGAAAUAACAUUGUUAAACAAAUUCCAAUAAAAGAUAUUGUUGUUGGAGAUAUAUGUCAAGUUAAAUAUGGUGAUUUAUUGCCAGCUGAUGGUGUUGUUGUGCAAUCAAAUGAUCUUAAAGUUGACGAAUCAUCAUUAACGGGAGAAUCCGAUUUAAUAAAAAAGCAUGAAUCGAAAGAUCCAUUUCUUUUGUCUGGUACACAUAUCAUGGAGGGUAGUGCAAAAAUGUUGGUAUUGGCUGUUGGUGAACACAGUCAAACAGGAAUGAUAUUUAAAUUGUUAGGUGCAACGCAAGAAGAUGAUGAAGAGAAAAAAGUGAAAAAUAAAAAAGAAAAUGCAAAUGGUUUUGUUGAUCGUGAGACUAACGAACGUUUGGUAGCACCAGAGUCAAAUGCAGGUGCACAAGGAAAUAAUCAUGAAGCAACCGAAUUGCAAGAUGCUGAAAUUGCCAAAGAAAAAGAUACCGCUGGUGAUGAUGAUUCAGGAGGUUUCAAAGUUAAAGAACGAUCUAUUUUACAAGCAAAAUUAACUAAAUUAGCUAUUCAAAUUGGAUAUGCUGGCAUGACAAUUGCUAUCUUAACGGUAAUUGUUCUACUCUUACGAUUUUCAAUCGAAGAAUUUAUUCAACGACAUGAACGUUGGAGCAAUAAAUAUUGGAGUCGAUUUGUACGUUAUUUGAUCACAGGUAUAACUGUGUUGGUUGUUGCUGUACCUGAAGGUUUACCAUUGGCAGUAACAAUAUCAUUAGCUUAUGCUGUUAAAAAAAUGAUGUUGGAUAAUAAUUUAGUUCGUCAUUUGGAUGCAUGUGAGACCAUGGGUAAUGCAACAGCUAUUUGUUCAGAUAAAACUGGAACCUUAACAACAAAUCGUAUGACUGUUGUACAAGUUUAUGUCAGUGAAAAACAUUGGAAAAAUGUUGAAAAUCCUGUUCGAGUUAAAGAAAUUUCUAUACCGAAUAAAACUAAAGAAAUCCUUCUUGAAGGUAUAUCAGUCAAUAGCAGUUAUGCAUCUAAAUUGCUUCCUCCACCUGAAAAAGAAACAUUAGCAAAACAAGUUGGUAAUAAAACUGAAUGUGGCUUAUUAGGUUUUGUUGUUGGUCUUGGUGGAGAUUAUAAUGAAAUACGUCAACAAUAUACUGAAGAAAAAUUUAUUCAUGUUUAUACAUUUAAUUCCGUACGAAAAAAUAUGUCGACUGUUGUACAACGACCUGAUUCAACUACGCGAAUGUAUACAAAAGGUGCAUCGGAAAUUGUUUUAAAAAAAUGUAAAACAAUAUUAAAUCGUAAUGGCGAAAUUGUACCAUUUUCAACUGUUGAUUAUGAUCGGCUCGUACAAACUGUUAUUGAACCCAUGGCAUGCGACGGUUUACGAACAAUUUGUGUUGCCUAUAGGGAUUUUCCGUCAGAUAAAUUACCUGAUUGGGAUGAUGAAGCAACUGUUGUUGAUCAAUUGACAUGUGUUUGUAUUUGUGGUAUUGAAGAUCCCGUACGACCAGAAGUACCUGAUGCAAUAGCUAAAUGUCGAAACGCUGGUAUAACAGUACGAAUGGUUACAGGUGACAACGUGAAUACAGCACGAUCGAUUGCAUUGAAAUGUGGCAUUAUUACGCCAAAUGAUAGUUUUCUAGUACUUGAAGGAAAAGAAUUUAAUCGACGAAUUAGAUCAAAACCAGAUGGCGAAGUUGAACAAAAUUUAUUGGAUAAAGUUUGGCCAUCAUUACGUGUACUGGCACGAUCAUCACCACAAGAUAAAUAUGUACUUGUAAAAGGUAUUAUCGCAUCGAAACUCAAUCCAACACGUGAAGUUGUUGCUGUUACUGGUGAUGGGACCAAUGAUGGACCUGCUUUGAAAAAAGCUGAUGUUGGCUUUGCUAUGGGCAUACAAGGUACUGAUGUAGCAAAAGAAGCUUCGGACAUUAUAUUGGUCGAUGAUAAUUUCAAUUCAAUUGUAAAAGCAGUUAUGUGGGGGCGUAAUGUCUAUGAUUCAAUAGCAAAAUUUCUUCAAUUUCAAUUAACUGUAAAUGUAGUUGCUGUAUUUUGCGCUUUUAUCGGUGCAUGUAUUGUGAAAGAAUCUCCGUUACGCGCUGUACAAAUGCUGUGGGUUAAUUUAAUUAUGGAUACAUUAGCAUCAUUAGCACUUGCAACGGAAGUGCCGACGGAAGAUUUAUUGACGCGUAAGCCAUAUGGGCGUACAAGACCAUUAAUAUCCCGAACAAUGAUGAAAAAUAUUCUUGGCCAUGCUAUUUAUCAAUUAGCUGUUAUGCUUUUUAUCUUAUUUGCUGGACCGACUGUAUUUGAUAUCGAUGAUGGUCGCCCAAUAAAUAAUGUUUUUAAGCCAUCGGAGCAUUUUACAAUGAUCUUUAAUGUUUUUGUAUUAAUGACAUUAUUUAAUGAAAUUAAUUGCCGAAAAAUCCAUGGUGAACAAAAUGUUUUUCGAGGAAUAUUUACAAAUCCAAUUUUUUAUGGUAUAUGGAUUGUUACAUUUGCCGUACAGAUUCUUCUUGUUCAAUAUGGUUCAGUUGCAUUUUCAUGCGUUGCAUUAACAUUUGAACAGUGGAUGUGGUGUUUAUUUUUUGGUGUCACAGUACUUCUAUGGAAUCAAAUUGUUAAUUUGAUUCCGGUGACGCGUCAUAUGCCAAAAUGGGGUUCAGGUGAAGUUUAUAGUCAAACAUUAACCGCUGAUUUAAAUGCUGAAGGUUCAUCAAGACCUGGAGCAAGUUUAACAAAAGGACAAAUACUUUGGUUAAGAGGAAUAACACGUCUACAAACACAGCUUCGUGUGAUAAAAGCAUUUCAAGAUUCAAUCGAUCGACAACCGCCUGAAUAUGCAACAUUAGAUCGGCUCCGAGCCGCUACUGUGCCCAAAUUAUCCUCGUUUUAUAACGACAAUCGACCUCUUACUCGUCCUCAUUCUCUUAAUCCUAUUAUAACUACUAACACAACUGUGACUGAUAAUUAUCAACCAUCACCAUCAACCUUUGAACAUACCCAAUUACAGACAAUGAAUAAAAUCAAGUAA